UUUCAUUGUUUUAAUCAACCCCACCAUAUAUAACUUGAACUCGAAAUGUCUCAUCUUGUGCACGCCACUUCUAUAUACAUUACAUAACAGAGAAUGGGUUUCUUUAGCUCCAUUAGCCAGCCCCUCCUCCGCUACCCUUCAGCUCGCCGGAACGAUUCCGUCAUCGACAAUUACCAUGGCGUUCUUAUUUCCGACCCAUACCGAUGUUUCAUAGCAGAUAUCCCAUUAUUACAAGCAGGCUUGAGAAUCCCAACUCAGACGAGACGAAGGGAUUCGUGGAGAAGCAAGGGGAGCUGACAACCACGUUACUGAGCACCUGGUGCGGCGAGACCAGAGACAAACUGAGGAGAAAGCUGACGCAAAUCUUCGAUUACCCAAAGUACGGCGUUCCUUUCAAGGCCGGCACGGGCAAGUACUUUUACUUGCACAACACCGGGCUCCAACCCCAGGGUGUCCUUUGCUGCGUUAACGAAGACGGGUUGGGGGAUGGAGAAGAAGGGGAGGUUUUGGUAGACCCGAACGAGAUGAGCGAAGAUGGGAGCGUGGCGCUGAGAAUGUGGAGUGUGAGUGAGGAUGCUAAGUUCUUGGCUUAUGGCCUUACUUCUAAGGGGACUGAUUGGGUGACUAUAAGAGUCAUGGCUGUUGAUGAUAAGAGGACUUUGGAGCCUGAUACUCUCUCCUGGGUCAAGUUUUCUGGUCUUAGCUGGACAAAAGACUGUAAAAGAUUUUUCUACAGCCGAUACCCAGAUCCUCUUACAGAGGGUGGAGGAAACAACAAUAAUGUGGAUGGCGUCAAUCUAAACCAUCAAUUGUAUUAUCAUUUCUUGGGCACACACCAAUCCGAAGAUAUCCUAUGCUGGAAAGAUUCAGACAAUCCUAAACAUAUGGUUUCCGCCUCAGUUACAGAAGAUGGGAAGUAUGUUGUUUUGUAUAUAAUGGAGAAUUGCGAUCCGGCCAACAAAGUUCAUGUGUGUGAGUUGUCUGCUCUUCCAAACGGGCUCGAAGGUUAUAGAGGGACAACGGGUGGUCUCCCGUUUACGAAGCUGGUCGACGGUUUUGAUGCAUCUUAUGAUUUCGUUGCGAAUGACGAAACCAUUUUCACCUUCCACACAAACAAGAAUGCUCCAAGAGACGCGAAGAACGUUUUGCAGUUGAGAGAUUUGAAAACGGGGGCAUUGGAACACAAUCUCCCAAUAGGAAUUGGAAGAGUUUGUGGGAUAUCAGCGCUUCGCAAGGACAGUUCCGCGUUUAUCGGUUUUACCAACUUCCUAAUCCCCCAAACCAUAUAUGAGAUCAACCUCCAAAAUGAGGUCCCAGAGAUGAAAACGUUCCGCGAAGUUACUGUCCCAGGAUUUGAUCCUUCUGGGUUCAAUGUAAAUCAGGUGUUUGUGCCAAGUAGAGAUGAUGAUAGAGUUAAGAUACCCAUGUUCAUAGUUUCUCCAAAGGGUAUCCCCAUGGACGGAUCGAACCCUUGUUUGCUCUACGGAUACGGAGGGUUUAGCACCAGCCUCACGCCGUGUUUCUCUGCAGCGCGACUGGUGUUGGCAAAACAUUUAGGGGUUGUCUUCUGCUUUGCGAAUAUAAGGGGAGGGGGAGAGUACGGUGAGGAGUGGCACAAGGCGGGCGCCCUUGGCAACAAGCAGAAUUGCCUGAAUGAUUUCAUUUCUGCAGCUGAGUAUUUGGUCCAGGCUGGUUUCACUCAACCAACCAAGUUGUGCAUUGAAGGUGAAAGCAAUGGUGGACUUGUUAUGGCAGCAUGUAUCAAUCAGAGACCUGAUCUAUUUGGUUGCGCUCUCAUCCACGUUGGCGUCAUGGACAUGCUUAGAUUCCACAAGUUCACCAUUGGCCAUGCAUGGACCUCUGAGUUUGGAUGUUCGGACAAGGAGGAAGAGUUCCAUUGGCUGAUCAAAUAUUCGCCGUUGCAUAAUGUGAAAAGACCUUGGGAACAAACUCCAUGUCUAGCGUCACAAUACCCAUCGACCAUGUUAUUGAGCGCCGAUCACGAUGAUCGCGUUGUGCCCUCACACACGUUGAAGUUCCUAGCGACAUUGCAACAUGUGUUAUGCAUGAGGAGAACUGAUGCGAAGAGUGCGGUGCCGAUGCAAAGAAACCCCAUUGUGGGCCGCAUUGAGCGAAACGCAGGCCAUGGGUGUGGGUGUUCGACACAAAAAAUGAUUGAAAUGGCUGCAGACAGGUAUGCAUUCAUGGCUAGAGCUCUGCAUGCGGACUGGAGAGAGUAGAUAGAUACCAGAGGGGACCAGGCCAUAUAAGUGAUCCUCAAUUGCUAGAAAUCCAUUUACUUUCUCUUUCUGUCCAUUUAAUUUUUGGGGAAGAAAUUGAUUGGGUUGGG
Messenger RNA from Cuscuta campestris, 2350 nucleotides. NCBI's taxonomy places the organism in Eukaryota, Viridiplantae, Streptophyta, Magnoliopsida, Solanales, Convolvulaceae. The record is from the annotation of a GenBank genome assembly.